Molecule: messenger RNA, 1803 nt
Organism: Eimeria acervulina
Lineage: Eukaryota; Apicomplexa; Conoidasida; Eucoccidiorida; Eimeriidae
Exons: 3
Source: RefSeq, a predicted model, not a curated record
GGGUUUUUAAUGCUUUUUAGCGUAACUUGUGCUGCCGCGCUGCUGCAACUGUCGCGUUUCCGUACACUGGUAGCUCAGACAGGCUCUGAACUACCAGCUCAACAAGCAGCAGCAACAACAGCAGCAGCAAUAGUAAAGACAGGGCAGUUUCCGUCGGCUCCUAGCUUACGUGCUCUUCCACCGCGGAAGCCAUUCCCUCUCCAGCAACUGCAGCAACAGCAACAGCUGCACAAGUUGCUGCUGCAACGGCAGCAACAGGCGCCCGUGCCGGCAGAGGCAGCCGCACCCCUUCACACUGCUGCAGCAACCCACGUUUCGUCUCAUCCUGAGGGCCCCCCGGGGGCCCCUCUUGGGGGCAUCAGCACUGACAGCCCAGUUGAUAUACCGCCUUACAUUCAACGGCUUUCUCUGGGCCAGUGGACUCUCUAUUUCUAUCCCGUUCCUCAGUACCUCAAAUCUGUUGAUGGGAGCCCCUCGGGGGCCCCCCAGGAAGGCCCAAACGCCUGGAAUGGGGCCCUGCUCGUUGCGGCGCUGCAGCCGCAGCUGUUGUGUGUGGAAUGCUGCAACAGCAGACUGCAGCAGCUAGCAGUAGCAGCAGCAAAUGCAGCAGCAGCAGCAGAAGGGGGGUCUUUAGAGGAAGAAGUCCGGAAACAGCAACGGCGACUCGCCAAAGGCUUUUCCCUCCUCACCUCUUUCGACGGCGGGCUUCUGCACGCCGCACUGCUGCCAAUUAUUGUCGCUGCUUCGGGUUUACGAGGCCGUGUUUGGCUGUCUGACUCAUCAAGCCCUUCGGCGGAGGCCCUCCUAGGCACCUCUAGGGGGCCCCCUACCUAUGGAGGGCCCCCCUCCUCGGGGGCCCCUGCUCUUCCUGCUGUGUACCCUAUAGAUAGGGAUCGAGUUUGUACUGCACGCAGACUCCACGAAUGUUUGCUGCUGCAGCCGACACAAAUGCGAGCACUAAGGAGGUGCGUGCUGCAUUCUCUUUCCCAGCGUUGGGCGUGGGGGCCUCCCAGCCCUGCUGUGGUGGGGCCCCUAGGGGGCCUCGUGGGGGCCCCCUGGGAGGUUCCCGGUGGCCUCCACGCGGGACUUUCCACCCCAAACAAGGGCCCCCCCCAAGGGGCCCCCCCUUCAUGGGGGGCCCUGAAGUGGGCGCAGCAGCAGAAAGAGCUCUUCCCUUCAGGGUACCAAGUGCUGCUUGAGGAGAGGGCCUCCUGUGCAGCUGCUAACAUAUGGAAUGCCAUGCAAGAUGCAGAAGAAAGACUAAACGCAAUGGGGCCCCAAGGGGGCCCCUCUGCUCCAGGGGCCCCCGUAGUAGGGGCCCCCAGACAGGAAGAGACACAUGAUAUGCAGGGACACCCAGAGGAGCCCCGCACAGGUCUUAUAUUUUGCUCAACAGCGCUGCUGCCGCUGGUAAUAGAGUCUCUGCAGCAGCUGCAUGCGCUGGAGGCCCCAAAAGCAGCAGCCGUGGCAGCAGCAGCUGCUGCUACUGGGGAGCAGGGACCUCGCUAUCGCACGAAUCUUUAUGCUGCGCUGCACCGCUCGCCUCCUUGUCUGGUGCCUCUGCUGCUGCUUCGUUUCCUGCUGCUGCCUGUUGCUGCUGCGUACGGUAUUGCUGCUGCUGCUGCAGCCUUUUCCUCCUGGGCCCAUUCCAGUCUCCACCGGGGGGACCCCCCUGCUGCAAUAGCGGGGGAACUGCAUGUACCCAUCAACGGGGACCCCACACGGGGGCCCCACAGGGGGGCUUCCGAAUGGGAGCCCUUCAGAGGGGCCCCAGAAUGGGGGGCGAGCCCUUCACACAGCUGA